Molecule: messenger RNA, 670 nt
Organism: Mya arenaria
Lineage: Eukaryota; Metazoa; Mollusca; Bivalvia; Myida; Myidae
Exons: 6
Coding region: 33-584 (183 amino acids)
Cellular component (GO): extracellular region
Molecular function (GO): chitin binding
Source: RefSeq, a predicted model, not a curated record
ACAAAGCAGUGUAAUAAGGUCACUUUGGCAUAAUGAACUGUCUACGUGUGUUAGUAUUAGCCCUCGUCCUGAUUGCUGGGUACGAUGCAUUGUUGUUUCCGUUAAACAAUGGACAAGAGCCGGAGCCGGAGCUUUUGUUCGUGUGUCCCGCCCCAAGUGCCCCACAGUUUGGUACCCUAAAGUGUAACUAUGACCUCUUCUCGCUGCACUGCACAUCAGAGUGUGAUGCUGGUUACCUGUUUGAGGACGGCUCCCAUCAAUUUACCGGCAUUUGUGACCUCUUUGUGGGCAAGGCCAUACCGAAUACACCCAAUUGUGUGAAAAUCAUUCCACAGACCAGCCUCUCACAGACCACUGUCGCCACCAGUUCCGCAAUCGUCUCGUCUGCCACUGCCGACUGUGUACGCACACUAACGGACUGCUUCGGAAGGCGUCCUGGUGACUACGCCUAUUGCGACAACUGCCGGAUGUUUGCCACGUGCGCCGGAAGUGGGUUUUACGUACGGAACUGUCCGGAAAUUGCCGUCUUUGACCCGACCGUUGACAAAUGCCUGGACUAUAGCCCAAACGCUUGUAAAGCAUAAACGUGUUGUAGUUCUUGGAGUGUUUCAUGUCAAAUAGUUUCAAAUUGAUACGUAAAACUCGAAUAUAAAAUGAAGGAGAAAACAUA